Molecule: messenger RNA, 1017 nt
Organism: Durusdinium trenchii
Lineage: Eukaryota; Dinophyceae; Suessiales; Symbiodiniaceae
Source: the annotation of a GenBank genome assembly
AUGGCGGUGAUUCUUGGUAUGGGCAAUCCCCUCCUCGACAUCUCGGCAGAGGUGACGCAGGAGACCUUUGACAAAUAUGGCUUGGUCCCAGGAAAUGCGAUUUUGGCGGAAGACAAGCACCAGCCUUUGUUCAAGGAGCUUGCAGCCAAGCCAGAUGUGCUCUACGUGGCUGGUGGAGCCACUCAGAACAGCAUCCGCGUGGCGCAGUGGAUGUUGCAGGAACCCGGAAAGACAGCCUACAUGGGCUGCAUCGGGGAAGACGAGUUUGGCAAGAAGCUCACCGAUGCAUGCAAGAAGGACGGCGUGGAUUGCAAAUACAUGAUUGACAAGACUACCCCGACUGGUGCCUGCGCUGUCACCAUCAUGAACAAGGAGCGAUCGCUCACGACCAACUUGCAUGCGGCCAACAACUACAAGGUGGAUCACCUGAAGGCCAACAUGGCCACGUUGAGCGCGGCGAAGAUCGUCUACAGCGCAGGCUUCUUCAUCACCGUCUCCCCGGAGUCCAUCGAGAUGGCCUCCAACGAGAUGUUGAAGACCGGUGGCACUUAUUGCCUGAAUUUGUCGGCGCCCUUCAUCGUCCAAGUGCCUCCCUUCCGAGCCGUGCUGGAGAAGACCUUGCCUUGCUGCGACUACCUCUUCGGCAACGAGACGGAGGCCCAGGCCUACGCGGAGGCCGUUGGCUGGGACACCCAGGACGUCGAAUUCAUUGCCACCCGCUUGUCCUUGGUGCCAAUGGCAGGCAACAAGCCAUACAGAAAGGUCGUCAUUACCCAGGGAGCAGAUCCCACUGUGGUGGCCAUUCGGGGUGAGGUCAAGAAGUACCCCGUGAUUGCGCUGCCCAAGGAGAAGCUGGUGGACACCAAUGGCGCCGGCGAUGCCUUUGUCGGGGGCUUCCUGGCAGCCUUGGCCAAGGGAAAGGACAUGGAGGUCCGGCCGGAUAGAGCGGUCAGGGCUUCGCGCGCCGCGCGCGUUCGUGAGAGCUUCCCCCUGCGGUGCUGGUCCGCUUGGCGGUAG